ACCAAAAAAUAUCAAUGCUCGCUGUGCAGCAAAAAGUUCACCCGUCCAAGCUCGCUGACAACACACAUGUACAGCCAUACUGGCGAGAAACCGUUCAAAUGUCCUGUUGAAGGUUGCGGACGUCAUUUCUCGGUGGUGAGCAAUUUGCGACGCCAUGCGAAAAUU
Radiomyces spectabilis is the source of this 165-nucleotide messenger RNA. RefSeq lists its product as uncharacterized. The transcript has 2 exons. Gene Ontology annotation, cellular component: nucleus. NCBI's taxonomy places the organism in Eukaryota, Fungi, Mucoromycota, Mucoromycetes, Mucorales, Radiomycetaceae. The record is from RefSeq and is a predicted model, not a curated record. Gene Ontology annotation, biological process: regulation of transcription by RNA polymerase II. Gene Ontology annotation, molecular function: RNA polymerase II cis-regulatory region sequence-specific DNA binding; DNA-binding transcription factor activity, RNA polymerase II-specific. The annotation marks the transcript as partial.